Sclerotinia borealis F-4128 is the source of this 666-nucleotide messenger RNA. The record is from the annotation of a GenBank genome assembly. NCBI's taxonomy places the organism in Eukaryota, Fungi, Ascomycota, Leotiomycetes, Helotiales, Sclerotiniaceae.
AUGCCAAGUCUCGGAUCACACAGAGUAAUAGAUGUAAUUCACGAUAAGAGACUACCAACACUCAGCAGAAAGGUUUUCAUACGUGCUGCGCUUUUCAAAAUAUGUCUUGCCCGGAUUGAUUUCGAGGAGGGGUCGCCACCACAGACAGUUCCAACUGGCACAUAUGUUGCACAACCAGAAGAUGGAGUCAUAUCAAAGGGUAUACUUGUUAUCAUUGCCGAUGCUUCUGGCAAUUCGACGGAUCCCGCGCCAUAUUUGUCUUUGAUAAGAUCAUGGAACCAGCUUACGAUUAUCUUUUACAGAAUCAUAUACGUUUACAAAGCAAUGGAGUCGCUUCCUUCUUUCAAUAUUUUCCAACCUCCCGAGCCUCCUUUUGUAACCAACAAUCUGAAAAUUGGUGCCGCGGGAUUCUGUUGGGGCGGAGAAAUAAAUACCAUACCGGUACUUCUUGUUCUUGCACAAGACGAUCUAUCAUCUCAGGCUCAAAGACAUCAUUCGCAAGCCAAGUCUCCAGCUCCUGAGCCAUUGAUAGACUGUGCGUUCGCUGCUCAUGCUUCUUACAUCGAAGUACCAGACGAUAUCGAAGCACAAGACGAUAUCGAAGCAAUCAAAAUCUCAAUAAAUGUGGCUGUUGGAGACAAUAAUUCAGCUAUGAAAGUGCCUUAA